Coccinella septempunctata (seven-spotted ladybird) is the source of this 2668-nucleotide messenger RNA. Its product is annotated as interference hedgehog-like. NCBI's taxonomy places the organism in Eukaryota, Metazoa, Arthropoda, Insecta, Coleoptera, Coccinellidae. Gene Ontology annotation, biological process: nervous system development; cell-cell adhesion; axon guidance. The transcript is spliced from 6 exons. Bases 146 to 1990 code for a protein of 614 amino acids. Gene Ontology annotation, molecular function: protein binding. The record is from RefSeq and is a predicted model, not a curated record. Gene Ontology annotation, cellular component: axon; plasma membrane.
UCAAGAUCCCUACGUCGAUUACUUUAAGGAUGGUCAAUAUUUGGAACCAACCGAACUGUCGAGCAAAAUCAAAGCUGUAGUUGUAGAAAACGUGACUUAUUCCAGUACAGGAGUGUAUACUUGUGGUGCUAGUUUGCCUACGGUAAUGAGGAGGAUGUCCAAAGAGUCUCUCAAUUUGAGGAUUACAAAUUAUAUGGGAGGACAAACUCCAUACUUCCUAGUGAAACCUCCAAGCAAUUACACAGUGGUCAAAGGCUCUUCAGUUUUAUUAGAAUGUGCAGCUAUUGGCAAUCCAGUUCCGAGGGUGUUUUGGUACAAGCAAAACGGCCAACUACCUCAACAUCGGACUGAACUCAUGAGCGGCGGACUGAAAAUAAACAACAUCACGGCAUCUGAUGAAGGCGUUUAUAUCUGCAACCACACUAACAAUUACGGAACCGUAUCGCAUCCAAUCACUCUCAUCUACUACGAAGAACCAAGCGUGGAAUGUUUCCUAAACACCACCGACGUUAAACAAAAUGACAGAUUGGACUUGGAAUGCAACGUUAAAGGGGUACCACAACCAAAGAUCGCCUGGUUCUUGAAUGGAUACAGUGUGACAAACGACACUACUAUCGUCACAACUGGCAGCAAGAUAGUUAUAAACCCUGUGGAGAAAAGACACGCCGGAAACCUCCAGUGUUUUGCCUCAAAUUCUGUGAAAACCGUGUAUAGCGCCAUAAGUUUACGGGUCAUACCAAUAUCGACCAGUUUCGAUGAACCAACGCAAUCUACGAAUCACCGACACGGCGGUAAAAAACCGCCGAGAAAACCCACGAGACCUCUGAAACCCCCAAAGAUGAUUCCGCCAAAUAAACCUACAGUGACGAGAUUGAACGAUCAGGCUGUGGUCGUUAGAUGGUCAGUUGGAUCGAAUACCGGUCUGCCAAUUUUGUUUUUCAAGGUGCAGUACAGAGAAUUGGGACCACUUCAGCAUAAUGAGCAUCACAGAAACAAAGGGUCUAGAUGGAAGACUUGCAACGAAGAUAUCCCCCCUCAUAUUCGGAGCUAUGACGUAACCAAUUUGAAGCCUGAUCAUGUUUAUAGGUUCAGAAUUGCAGCCGUGUACAGUAACAAUGAUAAUAAGCUCAGUAACAAUUCCGAUAAAUUCUACUUGCGAAAAAUGGACUUCGAUGUAGACAACAAGCCACCCUCACCUCUGAUCACACAUACAGAAGCGAUUAAUACGACCGCUGUGAAAAUUUAUUGGAAGUACAUUCCAUCCCCCAACAAAACCAUAGAUGGAUUCUAUAUAAGCUUUAUAUCAGCGAGUUUAGCCGGGGAUUACACAAGGGUUACCGUUGAUGGAGAAAACGUAAAUUCCUAUAUUUUAGGCUACCUGCAACCUGACACUGUUUACGAUAUCAAGUUGCAAAGUUUCAAUUCUAAAGCUGCUAGCGAAUACAGUCAGACGAUGAAAGCUAAGACACUGGCAUUGCCUAGUACAGAAUCUCCAGCUGUUAUUGGACCUACAGUUGCAUCAACAGAAACUGAACCAAGUGUAGGAAAUCUGUAUGUGCUAAUAGCCGUGGGAGUUGUUGGUGGUGGUCUAGUACUUGUCGGAAUUGCCGUUCUGAUAGGGUGUCGCAGGAGGCAGAGGAUGAACUCAGAAAGCGAGCGACAGAAGCCUUCUGCGGAAGAACAGCACCACAUACAAGCAGACGGUAAUGAGUACGUCGUCAGCCCUCGUACCCUUUCCAGAACUAACGGGUGUGUUUUGCCUACUAAUAGGAUAACAAUAACCCCUAAUCCUCUGGCAGAUACUGAAAACAAGAGUCAAAACAUAAUUGAGCUCACCUGCCUCACGUCUCAAAAUAAUAAUACGAAUGCUCAAGACAGUGGCGUAGAAGGGGAUUCAUCGUGUAACUCCACAGAAAGGAAAAAUCAUAAAAACAGGAACAGGAAACAGAAAGUGAAAGAAUUUUCUACGUCCGGUGAGAACUGCGUCUGAUCGUGCACGUGCAAUUAAUUUAUUAGUGAGACUGGGAAACGCUAUUCGAAUGUGAUAUGUUCUUGAUGAAUCUGAAUGAAUCUUUUUUUAGAGGAUCUGAAUUAUUGAUGUUAAAGAGAAGUGAAAAUCGAGUCUUUCAAUCCUUCUUUAUCGAUUUUCAUUUCACAUCACUCCGUAUUUUGUAAAUAUUUGGUGUACAUAAAUUCGUUUGUAGAAAUUUUAAUCGUUGCAACUGAUAUCUAAAAAUGUCUGAAGACUAGUGAACGAAGAAUAUAUUUAUUUAUUAACGCAUUGUUAAUUCUGAAUUUUUAGUUCUUAUUUAUUUCAUUUAGGUAGUUUUGUACAUUGAAUUUGAUCACUGAUAAUGAUCUGAUAUUUCUCCAUCAACAAGUUAGAUACGCAAACUGGUGCAUCCACUCUUUCAUUUCGACAGUAAAUUUUGUUUUUUUUUUGGGUACAUUCACUUAAUCGAGACAAAAUAUUCAGAGUUGAUGUGAAUAAUGAAGUGUCAUUGCAACAACAAAAAGGAAUUUUCAAAUGAAGAAUUAUUCCUUAAACUAUAUAAAAUUAUUUUCGUUUGGGGUACCCAUUCCCGAAAGAUUCAACAAUCAUCAUGGGUCUUUUAAUUUUUAUUCUGAAAAUGCUAAAAAUAUGAUCCACUUCAACCUUAGUAAAGGU